UUAUGAAAGAUUAAUUCUUCCUUUAUUGAUUAUACCCGGUAUUAUUUUACAGAAAUGAAACAUAUAAAUCGUCGUUUCUAGGGAGAAAAACCCGGACAUAUGAGUCAAAUGAUUACCCCAAAAGUUGCAAGUUAUUUUUCACCCACCAUGCCCCAAGCACAGCCAGCUUAUUAUGUGUCUAACAGUAUGCCAAGAUUGAAUUUAACCAUUCCAAGAACAGUUCCUAUGCCUGAAAACGAGAUAACAAAGACACGUUCUAGUGUAGAAUGUCAUUCUAUCAAUAGUCCAUCAGGAACAUCAGCCAAUCAGCAAAACAGGUUUAUCAGCCAACAGAUGCCUGGACAAUCACAAACUUACCAAUCUUGUGUAUCAGUUAAGCCCCAGGCAUCACAUGCUGCAAUUUACAAAGAAAACCAACCACUUACUGCCACCAUGUUGGCCACAAUGCCGCCCCAGGAACAAAAACAGGCGUUGGGAGAACGUCUGUACCCUCUCAUAUCUCAAAUGUACCCAGACGUGGCCG
Saccostrea cuccullata (small rock oyster) is the source of this 523-nucleotide messenger RNA. Its product is annotated as embryonic polyadenylate-binding protein B-like. The record is from RefSeq and is a predicted model, not a curated record. The annotation marks the transcript as partial. Lineage: Eukaryota; Metazoa; Mollusca; Bivalvia; Ostreida; Ostreidae. The transcript is spliced from 3 exons. Gene Ontology annotation, molecular function: RNA binding.